AUGGCUCGACGGUACGACAGCAGCACCACCACCUUCUCCCCCGAGGGGAGAUUGCAUCAGGUUGAGUAUGCGAUAGAGGCGAUCAACAACGCCGGAACGUGCGUGGGUAUCUUGGCGAAGGAUGGCAUCAUCAUGGCGGCGGAGCGGAAGGUCGUGUCCAAGCUCCUCGCGCCCUCCAAAACAUCAGAGAAGACGUACCGGCUGUACGAAAACGCCUCUUGCGUGGUAGCGGGCCUCACGGCGGAUGCGAACCUCCUCGUCAACCACGCAAGGGUGUCGGCACAGCGGUACCUUUACCAAUAUGGGGAGCAGAUGCCGUUGGAGCAGUUGGUCAAGGAGGUCUGCAACUACAAGCAGGCUUACACACAAUUCGGGGGACUGCGGCCGUUCGGCGUCUCCUUCCUCUUUACGGGAUGGGACGAGCACCACGGGUUCCAGCUCUACCACAGCGACCCGAGUGGCAACUACGGGGGUUGGAAGGCAACGGCCAUCGGGGCCAACAACCAGGCCGGCAAGGCGUUGCUCAAGACCGACUACGUGGAGGAGUCGAGCGUGGACGAGUGCCUCAAGCUGGCCGUGAAGGUGCUCAACAAGACCAUGGACAGCACAACCCCGUCCCCGGAGAAGAUGGAGUUUACCACCAUCACACGCGUCAACGGAAAGAUCGUACACAAGAUCCUCACUGACGAAGAGUCGGACAAGAUCCUCAAGGAGGUGGCAGCAGAAACCGCCACGCAGGGAGACGUGUAG
Molecule: messenger RNA, 750 nt
Organism: Ectocarpus siliculosus
Lineage: Eukaryota; Phaeophyceae; Ectocarpales; Ectocarpaceae
Source: the annotation of a GenBank genome assembly